ACAGAUAAUGGGACAUUAGUCAUCCCCAACAUCCACCGGUCUGAUGCAGGGGAAUAUCACUGCACUGCGGAAAACAGAGUGGGUCAGGAUGUGAGAAGUCUCAUCAUAACUGUAACUGCUUACUCAGAUGUCCCAACUGAUAAGGAAGCACUGAGUAAAACGAUUAUGCCCACUGUUCCAGAGAUUGAGCAAGAGCUUUUUACUAAUUCAUUUCUUUAUGGUUCAAAGCUUCUGAGUAAUACAGAGAUAAAUGAAUCCCUUCAGAAAACAACUGAAGAUUACACGAAGAUAUCUUUGUUAAAUGCUUUUGUGGAGGACUCACCAACAUACUUGAAUCCUGAAUCUACCCAAAACAUAGAAUUAAUUUCACUUAAGCCAAGUUACAUUAGAAAAGGAAGUAAUGAAAAAAUCCAACAUCCCAUUCAAACACAAAAAACAACCCCUGUGCCUCUCAAACCUACACCAUUUACCCCGCUCAAAGAGAUUUUUAUACAGGAUUCGCAUGGACAUAUGCAACCAACAGAGCAGGCCACAAAACCUCCAGUAAUGAAUCCAGACACAAACAGCCCUUCGUCAGCAGACUUAUAUUUCCAUAAAAUGUUGAGCUUUUCUCUGAAAAGUGCCCAGUCCUUUAGCGGACAAACUCAGACUACAGGCUUAACUUUAAUGGAUGUAGAGAAUUUCACUGCCUUGGCUCCUGUUGAAAAGCACCAAAAUCAGAGUCAAAUCAUCAAGCAGUCUGGAGGUACCAAGUCAUCAGUGACGAAUGACACAGACCUUGUUGAGUCACUCAAGAAAAACACCUCACAGGCUCCUAUGAGGACCACUGACAAUAAUUACAGAGAAAAGGAGAAAUCCCAAACUUGGUUGCCUGUGAUUGAGAAGCAUGACAUUCCCAUUGUGGUUGGAGUUGGUGUUUCAUUGGCAUUCAUCUUCAUUACCAUGGCCUUUUACUCUCUGGUUCAGAAAAAUGAUCCUGCAGCUGUACCUACAGGGAGGGCAGCUCUGAGGGGAAUAGGUGGGCCUUGCAGGCAUGGUGAACGUCUUGCAAUGGAAAGGACAUACGAUAACAAGGCAUUUGAAGAUGAUAAUUUGGUGGCUGUCAUUGAGCAAAACCCCAACACAUCAGAGACAAGAGCGCUCCCAACAGAAGGCAGCCCAUCCACCUUGAUGAUGGAACCACCGCCUGAUGACUUGCAAGAGGGUGUCCAGUCCACCCAGGACCUGCCAGUUAUUGUAGAGACUCACCCAGAGCCUAGAGAAGAAGACCAGAUGGAGACUAUAUUUGAGGAAGGGAAGGUCACUCCCUCACCACAUUCUGACAUUCAGCUUCAGUUCAUGGAGGACUGGAGGAGCAGAGAGUUUGAACCAGCUCAGGACACCCCCUCACCUCCUCCAGCCAAUCCACCACCUGCCCAGGAGGAGGGCCUGCGCUCUUCCCUUACCCUCCAGACCAGCGAUCCCUCCUUAACUCCCGUGCGCCACAGCAUCAAUAUCUCCCACAGUUUCUCUCCCCUCAUGCUGUCCCAUUGCGUGUCCCUGGGCAUGACCUCUGUGGCUGUGGAUGUGCACUUCUACCCUUCGGCCCCUUCAGCAGCCGGCCAUCCUCCAUGUCCUGCCUUUGGACCCCCAGGCCAACAGGUGAACACCAGGCUGGAGCAUGAACUGAAUGCACCCUCUACUAGCCACAGUAAAUAACAAGAGUGUGUGACAUAUGUUGAAGUCAUGAGAAAGCUCUUUUUUGAAUUGUUCACCUCACAGGGCAAAAGGCAGUUACGUUAAAGAUGGUACUUAUGUUUUUUUUUUUCUCUCUUUAAUUUUUUUUUUUUUUUUAAUGAUUGUCAAAUUUCCCAUGAUGAAUGACUGUCUGAAUUCCCAUACUUUCACUUUAUGUACUGAAUUCGAUUGAAAUGACUUUGCAUACUACAACCGCCAUACAGGAAUAUGUUUCCAGUAAAAUGGGAUAUAUAUAUAUAUAUAUAUAUAUAUAUAUAUAUAUAUAAUAUAUGUAUAUGUACUCCACAUACAACGC
This is a messenger RNA of Cyprinus carpio (common carp), 2032 nucleotides long. RefSeq names its product hemicentin-1. Lineage: Eukaryota; Metazoa; Chordata; Actinopteri; Cypriniformes; Cyprinidae. The record is from RefSeq and is a predicted model, not a curated record.